AUGCUCUGGGACACCACCCAUCCACUCUUCCGCUUACAGAGUUCAAAAUAUGAAGCGUGGGGUGAAAUUGCAGACAUUUUUGACUGUGAAAUAGUAGAUUUAAAGAAGAAAUUCAAUUCAAUCUUCGCGUCUCAUAGACGAGAGAAGUCGAAAGUCAGGCUAGGUGGACGGUCUUCAUGGUUCCUUUAUAACCAUUUAAGUUUUCUUCCCAACCAUCUCGCUAACGAUGAAACGACAGCAACAUCUGUGGUAAAACCUCGUAAGAAACGGAAGACCCUUGAAGAGACAGAAGUUGAGCUGUCCUGCGAGGAAUAUGAAGACCAGGGCAAUGAGAGUCCAAUGCAUGUCAUGAUAAAAGAAGAACCGGAGUUUGUCGAACAACUUCUACCAAAAAUUCAAUAUGUCUGUACAAAACCACGUCUCACGAGAGUGUUAAAGAAAAAUGUAGCUAAAGAAUCCCAUAGACCUCGUGUUUUGGAAAGAAAACUGUUCAAACGCUCGGAAUAUUUCAAGAAGAAAGACGAGUGUGAUAGCUUUGGUGAAUAUAUUGCUAUGUCUUUGAGGAAACAUGAUGAGAGAACGCAAUCAAUGAUAAAACAGGCCAUCAAUAAUAUUCUAUUCGAGCAAGAGAUGAAGAAGUAUAAUGCUGGACAGUAUGUUGUCAUAUCCACUGUUGAUGAAAACCCUUUAAUAAUUGGUGAUGAGAGUGAAAAA
Messenger RNA from Brenthis ino (lesser marbled fritillary), 714 nucleotides. Lineage: Eukaryota; Metazoa; Arthropoda; Insecta; Lepidoptera; Nymphalidae. The record is from the annotation of a GenBank genome assembly.